AUGAGCACAGGACCGAGGACACAAGCUACCUUCAUCCAGGGAAACCAGAGCACAACAGAACACGAUCCCUCCCGCUCAGCACUCUUUUACCUUUGCCAAGAAGUUUCCAAGCUAGCCUCCCCCAUCCACAACAGUUUCCUGGACACAAAUACUCCCUCCCUGUGGCUAAACGACACUUCUCGGCAAGAUGCUUUCAUAGUUAAAAAAGAGGAAGGGGAUGCACAUUCAUUUCAAGUCUCUAGUAGUUCCUGCCAGCAGAGUUUGUCUCGCACGUUGCCUUAUAAUCAGGUGAAAACGCUGAAGGAGGACAGUCACAGCAGCAAGGGCACAACUUCGGUUGAGCCACAUUGUGAAAGCGCCAGCCCCUGGAAAGUGCUGAGUCUGAUCAACCUGCAGUGUGAGAGGCUCCUCCAUCACAGUGAUGUAGAGGAGCCAUUAUUAGGCCAUUCAGUGUACAAAGCACCGACGGAAAGAGCAGACAUAACGGACCAGGGUUUUGGAGGUGACUGCGUAAGUGUCGAAUGCACUCUGAGACCGUCUCUUCGUAUCUAUGAAAGACAGGGAAUCCCAAACUGUGUGAGUCCUGUGGUCGGUGUGAGAGACUGCAGUGGAGGAGCCUGUAGUUCUAAACGCUGUGUGAAAAACUCCAAAGUGGGCCGUUGUGUUCUGCCGCAGACAGCUGAAAAGACAGACGCUGUCAGAGCAGAGCUGGUGGAGGAACACACUACAGCACCUCCUCAACAUCACCACGCAGACAAAGGGGAGGACAAGUUCAGCGUUCACAGACAGCUUGAGUGGAACCAGGAGUGUAAGAAGGGUAUUUUAAAUGUGCCCCUCUCUGAAAACGCUUUGUCACGAACCCACAUCCCCGAUCCUUCCCUUAAUAAUGGGGUUGAUUCAGAUGACGAUGCAAAUCUGUCAAAGCCAGCGCUAACGCUAGAUCACAAUGGAAACCUGACAGAGUCCCCACGUGACACCCAGCUGCCCCACCCGAGCUCCGUCCGGCCUUCCUCACAGUCAGCAUCGCUCUUAUUUUGCGCUGCAGGGAGCUGUCACUCACUCUCAAAGCAAAAUCACAAAAUCACAGCGUCUGAACCAGAAUGUACGGAGGCUCCCAUCGAGGGGAAAUCGCCUCCCGCUGCGCGACUCAACUCCUCAGGCUGUAAUGGAGAAACCAACCCCUCACCUUCAGCAUUAUCACAACCAGAACUUAGGGCAGGGCUAAAGGAGGAAAUUCCUCCUCCAACUAGCCAGCAGUGGAGAACCAAGACUCCUAGAAAACAACCUCAUCCCAGCCGGAGCGUCGAUAUCCAAGACCCAGACUUCCAGGGAGUGACGUUCAGGAUGGACACGGAGCUGGACGACAGUAGGGAACAGUGUCGGCUCCUCAUAACUUCGAAGUACAGCAAGGAGCUCUGCAAGAGUGUAAGAAAACCGAGGCUGAGGAGUCGGACAUCCCAGAAAUCCCUUAAAGCUAGCAGCUCGGAUGAGGAGAGUGACCUGACGACCAAUGUUUCCAAGGGUAAAGUCUGUGCAUCAUGCUGCACCAGGAAGACCCCCAUGUGGAGGGAUGCAGAGGACGGGACCCCACUCUGUAAUGCUUGUGGAAUAAGGUAUAAGAAGUACAGAGUGCGCUGUGUCAACUGCUGGCAUAUCCCUAGGAAAGAGGGCAACUCCAACUCAUGCUGCCUCAAGUGUGGAAACUUUGUGAGGCUGACCUCAGCUCAGCGGAAACACACCACCUAGGCAACAUACACAAAGCAAAGGUUUUUAUGUCCACAUGAGGAGAAGCUCUUCACACACACACACUUGCUCUCAACAGUUCAAGAAUACACUCUCUGCUCCUGCAGGUCUUCUAUCUACAAUUCACAGCAGACGUGAAUGCAAACAUGGAGGAGCAGCACCAGCUUCUUACAUCUUACUUGACUCUGAGUAUUUAGAUUAGUGUCACUGCUACAAUGUUGUCCCUCAGGCAGCAGCACUAAUCCCCUCGAUCCUCUCCACACCAGGGAAAACCAAAAAAACCUAAGACGGUGAAAUCUUGGAAAACUCUUGGAGGACAAUGUCUGAAAACAAUCUGCACCUGCAACUGCACGGACUGUAUUUGUGCUACCUGCUAAACCUGGAUGUGGCAAAAGUGACAGAAGUUAUACAGUUGAUGGGUUUCUUUCUGGAUAUAUUGAUGAAGCACAGGCAGUUUGUAGCAGAGCUGAGAAUUGUAAAUCAAUUUCAUACUGAAGGGCUACUAUAAGAAAAUAGACACAUUCAGUGGAAAGUUAAGUCAUAAUUGUUGACAGUUUUCAUCUAAAUAGCUUUACUGUUGCUUGUGUAUAAUGGUCAGCAGUGCCAGAUGGCUGCAGUACAAAGUUAUUUCUGUACAGAACCAAAAACAGCAACCUGGGCUCAGUGCUGCGUUCACUGUUAUUAACUGCAAAAACAUUUCCUUCUCUUGACCUUGACAGCAAGACUGUCUGCCAAGAUCUGUAGAUACACAUUUUGUUAAAUUAAGUUAUUUAUUUAGUUGUCUUUGUCAACAUUUCUAAUUGUGGUUCCUCUGGGGUGUUGUUUUUUUUUUUCUCGUUGUUUAUUUGGGAUGUUGCCUGUUUGAUUGGUGGACUGAUUUGUUUAGUAUUGCUGUUUUCUUUCAGAAGAAAAAAAAUAGAUUUUUGUGUGUGCAUGCAUCAGGUUUUGGUCUGUAUUAAAUUCAGUGUGAAAUA
Messenger RNA from Morone saxatilis (striped sea-bass), 2717 nucleotides. RefSeq names its product zinc finger GATA like protein 1 (gene zglp1). NCBI's taxonomy places the organism in Eukaryota, Metazoa, Chordata, Actinopteri, Moronidae. Gene Ontology annotation, molecular function: sequence-specific DNA binding; zinc ion binding. The transcript is spliced from 4 exons. Gene Ontology annotation, cellular component: nucleus. The record is from RefSeq and is a predicted model, not a curated record. Gene Ontology annotation, biological process: regulation of transcription by RNA polymerase II; spermatogenesis; oocyte development. Bases 1 to 1746 code for a protein of 581 amino acids.